Prosopis cineraria is the source of this 1722-nucleotide messenger RNA. Its product is annotated as transcription factor MYB16-like. The coding region runs from base 186 to 1256 and encodes 356 amino acids. The record is from RefSeq and is a predicted model, not a curated record. Lineage: Eukaryota; Viridiplantae; Streptophyta; Magnoliopsida; Fabales; Fabaceae. The transcript has 3 exons.
CCCAUAAUUCGUUAGUUUGACUUGAUGGGUUCGGUUUUCAAUACCUUGCCUCUAACCUUUCUUUUCUCCUCUGCCCGGCCAUCUUGUCCUUUACGAGUCCAAGUCCUUCUCUUUCCACAGUCUCUCUCGUGCUAUAAAAAGAUGAAGAGAAGCUACUACAAUCUUUAGUGUGUCCACUUUUAAGAAUGGGUCGAUCACCAUGCUGUGACAAGGUUGGCUUGAAGAAAGGACCGUGGACUCCCGAGGAAGAUCAGAAACUCUUGGCUUAUAUUGAAGAACAUGGCCAUGGAAGCUGGCGAGCCUUGCCAGCAAAAGCAGGCCUUCAGAGGUGUGGCAAGAGCUGCAGACUGAGAUGGACCAAUUAUCUUAGGCCUGAUAUUAAAAGAGGAAAGUUCAGUUUACAAGAAGAGCAAACCAUCAUCCAACUUCAUGCUCUCCUAGGAAACAGGUGGUCGGCUAUAGCCACGCACUUGCCAAAGAGAACAGAUAAUGAGAUCAAGAAUUACUGGAACACGCAUCUGAAGAAAAGAUUAGCCAAAAUGGGAAUCGACCCGGUGACUCACAAGCCCAAGAACGAUGCCCUUGUCUCAAGCGACGGCAGCCAAUCCAAGACUGCCGCCACCCUUAGCCACAUGGCUCAAUGGGAGAGCGCUAGACUUGAAGCUGAAGCAAGGCUGGCCAGGGAAUCCAAACUACGUUCAUCGCUAUCAUUUACAUCUUCAUCCUCUGCCUCAACUACUGCUCUUCCAGCUCUCAAGCCUUGGAACAGCGGUCGUGACCUUGAAUCUCCCAAGUCUACUCUAACUCUCUCCGAGAACAACCCACCUACUAUGCCUAUCAUUGAGUUUGUGGGUACUUCUGGUUCUUGUGAGGCGGCAGGAGUGGUGAAAGACGAGGGUGAUCAGCGAGAGUGGAAUCAUAGUAAUGGUAUGGAGAAUUCAAUGUCUUAUACGUCCAGCCUGCAUCAUGAGUUGACAAUUUCCAAUAUGGAAGCCACAUGGACCUCCCAAGAGCCUCUUCUAAGGAUUGGUACUGGUAGAGAUGCUGUUGCUGAGGACCAGGGAUUCACCAAUCUGUUGCUUAAUACAAACUCCGACGACCGGAGCUUGUCGGAGGAGGGCGGAGGAGAGUCUGAAAAUUGGGAUGGUAGUGGUGGUGCCGGCAGUGGCAUCUUGUGUGAAGAUAAUAAUAACUACUGGAACAGCAUUCUUAAUUUAGUUAACUCUAAUUCGCCUUCUCAUUCCCCCAUGUUCUGAUUCAAAGUGUGGGAGACCCAUGCAUCAGAAUCUUUACAGAAAAACGGUAAGCUUGCAUAGUGGUUUUCGACUUUCCGUUGCUUUCAGACUUUUCUUAGGAAUGCAUGAGAUUGUUAUUGUUUGAAAGCGACCAGGGCUCUAUCCAGCACACUUGUCGAUUUAGUAUCACCAAAUGUUCAUAUCAAUUUGUUUUGGUCCCAUUUUAUUUUUGUUUCUGUGUGUUCACAUCAAAGUCUGGAUUCCCUGAGCUUAGCGUGUGCUUCUUAAGACAAACUUAGAGUCGAUCAUGCGUGUAUUGUAUGACUUCUGCUGUGACCCGUAAGCAAUUUCCAGAUUCGAUUUGAUACUCAUCUUGUCUCAUAGAAGAAGUAUUUAUUGCAGACUUUAUUGAUUAUUGCUGAUAGUUCCACGUCAUAUUCUGGCAUUUAAAACACUUUCAAUUAGUACAGACUUGCCAAUUUGGGUC